AUGUUUCGGCGCUAUCUUGCAGCAGCUAUUGACACCCUUCCUUCAGAGAUCAAAACGGCCGUCUUGUAUGUUAUCCCAGAUCUUGCUUCUCUAAAGGCUCUAGUUCACGCCACUCCCUCCUUCCACGCAGUGCAUUUGUCACAGCGAAAACAACUCCUGUCAACGGCCCUGGAAAGAUGUCUCCAGCUACCUGUCAUGGUCGACGCAGUCGCUGCAUUGAUUGCCUCAGGUGGGCGCGAGAAAAGAUCCAGAGCCCCAAAGCGUAGUCAGGAAGCUUUGACGGAAGACGAUCUAUUGGAAACAGCUCGACUUCACAAGAUUGUGGGAUCUAUCCUGAAAGAUAUGGUCCUCUCUUUUCUCAAGUUUAGGCCGGGUACAAGGCAGCUAAAGGAAGAGCAUGACUUCUUAUCACCGCUGGAAUCUUUUAGGUUGCGGCGCGCCCUGUACCGACUAGAAAUUUAUCGGCUUCUAUUCAACAAUUACAAAUUGCCACAUUUGGUAGAGGUGGAUUUCUCACAGAAUCACCUUGACUCUGAUGACCAAUGGGAGCUCUUCCUCAGCAUAUUUAGUCCAUGGGAGAUGGAAGAGAGCAGAUGUGUCCAAAUGUAUAUCUUUCGAGUGUAUGAGGAGCUACCAGGAGCAACCGCACUUGAUGAUAGGAGUGAGCUCUUUCCCGAGGAGAAUAAAGACCCAUUAACCCCAUCACCAGAGCUAUAA
Molecule: messenger RNA, 717 nt
Organism: Aspergillus alliaceus
Lineage: Eukaryota; Fungi; Ascomycota; Eurotiomycetes; Eurotiales; Aspergillaceae
Exons: 3
Coding region: 1-717 (238 amino acids)
Source: RefSeq, a predicted model, not a curated record